GUUAGCAACCGCUAGUGUUAGCUUAGCAUCACGAGAGGCCUUCGCUUGCAAACGAUGUAACCAAUUUUACAGAUGGUUUUUAUUGGAAAUGCUAGGACGUUCGAGUUAUUUAUAAAACUGCAGUAUUAUGUACUCACUGCGAGUUCUUGUUUCCGUUUCACCAGUUCGGCGAGCUCCCGGCGGGUGUCCGGGAUCUGCGGCGGAGUCGCCUUCGCAUGCAUCGCCAUGAUGGAUCGAGCUAUCUGGGAACAAAACAGAGGCGGGCGGGUAUAAAAUGCCUGUUGUUGUGGGUUUUUGCCGGUAGGUGGCGCUAUGGGACUGCGUUCGGACGUCCACCAUAAGCCAAAUCACAGUUUUAUCGUCGCCAUAGCAACACAAUCUGCGAGACGUGAACGGUAACGUUAAAGAACCAUGGGGGACGUGUACCGAGGAAAUGAGAGUGAGUGUAAGUCACAAAAAUGUGUUUUUUCAGCCUUAAAACUUAACAUGACAGAUGUUUUUUUUUUCAAUUACAGCAGAUGAGACCCCGACUCACUCCGUCCCAUCAAUUCCCUCAAAACACCAACGAGUGGUGAUAGUAAACCAAGAGAGGAAGAAAGGGUUUUUAACUCAAGCCAAAAGGUUUCCUUCACAAGACUCUCUGGUAGGAGACCUGAACUCUUGAAAAUAUGUACUCCUCUAUAACAUGUUUAUGAAUACAUGGACUAUCUAAUGCAUAAUGUUUUGUUUUUGGCACAGAGGGAAAAUCCAGGACCAGCCAGUUAUGACUGUGUCUUCAAUGCUGAAAUCCAAAGUCCUUCCUUUUCAAAGAAAGGGACCACAGGCUUUGUUGUGUCCAAGGUCAGGCCCCAGUCACUGCACUGAUUUGAGGUUUCUUCAAAGCAGGACCAGUGAGACAGAAAGACUACAGGCCACAUUGAACAAAUAUUUGUCCUCUCGUCCCUCACUUUGAUUCAAAGAACAGGCUUAUAUCUAAAAUUUAGAUUUCUUGUCUUCAUGUUUCAAAUCAAGCUUUAUUGUAGCCUGAGGAUGAAUCUCAUUUACCUGGAGCUCCUUUAACCUUUUUUUUGUUUGUUUGGCUGUCAUGUUUGCACAGUUAAUUUGGCACUGACAACAAAGGAUGUCACUUUCUCUGUACUACAAGCAGAUUUAGAUCUUGUACUGUAAAAUAUAAAAACUUCCUUGUUUUGAAAACUACCACUCACAUUAAUCUCACUCUCGCUUAACAGAAAAUAUUAAUGCCCUACUCAUCUGAUGUGUAUAUGUAAUAUAGCUGAUGCAAAGUGAUCACAUUGAUCCUUUUCUUAUCCCUCUAUUCAGCCAUUUUCAUGGCACUUUAUCAGGUUGAAAAUAGUCUUUGUGCUUGUUUUAUCCCAGCUAUGUUAUGGUUUUGCCUCAUACCCCUCCACAGUAAACACCUGAAUUGAUCAGCUUAAUUAAAAUCAUACAGUGGCAGACUUUGCAAUAUCAGAUAAAACCCUUAAAUUGCCCAAAUAACCUGUGUCAUGAAUGGAUGAAACCUGUAGUUUAUGCUCCUUGAAUGGAGUUUAGAUUCUGCAGUGGUAAUAGAGUGCUCUUCAUUCAAUCCUCUCCUUCAGACUGCCAGACCUUCCAGCUACCUACAGCGAGGCAUCCCAGGACCAAACGCAUACAAUCUGCAAAGUUCCCUCAUCGACAAAUAUGACUUCAAUUUAGGAGUGUCCAGAGUGUUCAGGCUGCCUGUGGCUGUGAAAGUGGAGAAUACCAAGAACCUCACACCCGCACCAAAUCAGUAUGAUGUAUGGUGUAUGCUCUUGAUGGCUGGUUUCUGAGACGUGUUGUGCAUUUUGUGGCUGAUGUGAAUCUUUCUGUUGGUUUGACAGGUCAGUUAUCGCAGCAGAGAGAGAUCGUCCUCUGUGGUCGGAACAUCAACUUUCCUGUCGAAAACCAGACGUGGCAUCUGUACCGCAAACAAAGAUGCACCAUCACCAUGUAAUUCACCAUGACUUUCUAUAAAUACUCUUAUUUCAAAAAAGUGCAUGAUUUUUAAUUAGGAUUUUCAAUCUUUGCUUCUUUGUCACAUUUUUCUCAGUCUUAAUCCAUCAUUACUUUUCUGAAAGGUCAAUAUGAUGUGAGCAUCCAGACCUGCUCCAAGGUGAUCUCAUCUCCCUUCAGAUCCAAAACCCAGAGAAUCCCUGCUCCAGUGGAGAAGUGUACACCUGGCCCAGGAGCCUACAGCCCCCAUCAGGCCCCUACACCUGUGAAGAAGACCUUCAUACCGUAUGCAAACAAGAUAUAUAUAUAUAGCUUGCUUUAUUUGUUUUGAAUUAUUUCUCUUCACUGAUCUAAAGAUGUGAAUUCUGCUUCGUGUUUUUAAAGGAGAGGACAGUAUUCAACCAAAGCAGGUCCUGCUCUGAUAGUUCCCAAAGACCCUCCCAUUCCAGGCCCAGGCCACUAUGACAUCAAUGAUUACAGAGGCCUGUCUAAGCACCCCAUGCCCUCGGCUGCAUUUGCAUCAAAAACUGAAAGAACCUUCCAGAACUUAAAGGCCACUGUGAAUCCAGGACCAGGUAACACCUAAAGAAAAUAAUUACUGUUGAAAAUGCACAUUUUGGUCCUUAUUCAAAUAAUUUAGGAACUUAUAUGACUGAAAGAAUAAAAACUAUCAAGGUUAACUGUCUUCUUUUCUCUUUCCAGGUUUCUAUGAUCCUCAGAUUUUGUCAAAGCAGUCCUUCAUUUACAGUGACCCCAAAGUCUGGAUUCCUGUAUGAAGCUGUCCAAAAAGACUCCCCUACAGGUACCACCUAAACUCAUAGGAACUGUCAUUCUCUAUAUUAAAAUGCUUUAAUGCAGGGUAUGCUCCUCUGUGUUUAUGUGAAGAAAAAGCAUAAAAAUUUAAUGUUUGUGAGCAUCUAGCUCCUGCCUCUAUCCCUCUGUAGGAUAAUAAGUUGUAAAGCUGUUAGGAUAUCCCUGAAGAUGAUUCAUAUUCAGCAUUAUUCACAGUGGGAUUGCCCAAACACUGAAAAAGCCAUUCAUUUUAACCUCACUCCAGUUUCCCGAUGCUCUAAUCUGUCUAUGAUAAAGCAGCGAGUGUUGCUGCAGUAGCAAACAGCUGCUGGUGCAGUCGGUGGUUCGCCACAGUAACAGCUGAGAGCUUGAGAUGACACCACUGCGCCAACUGCUGCAGGGCAGGCAGAGGGGUGGAGUGUGACUGUGUAUGUGAGCAAUGUGACUGACUGGGCAUGAGGCAGGGGUGGAGAGACAAAUGGACACAUCGGUUACUCCCUUUAUCAGAUGUUAGAUUAAUACAAAAGUUUGUGUAACUCUUUUCUGACCCAGAAAACAGUUGGUAAUUAGUAGAUAUAUUAUGAGUUUGGAUUGAUUGUCUCACAUGUAGAGACUGUAAUCAAUAUUUUCAUCACAAUAAUGUAUCAAUGAGGAUGUAAAAGGGGUCAGUGGUUGUGAACCUGGAUAGACUUUCACCUAAAUUUGUGGCUUUGUUUGCCUUCAGAGAGAUUUGCCAAUUAAGCCCACUGUUUUCAUACUACAUUAUAAAAACACUACGCACUUUUUUUGCAAGGGCAGUGCCCAUGUUCUAAAUAAAACUAAUGAAACUGUGCAUUUUGAGAAUGUAGCGUCCAGAGUUUUAUGUGCCAGCUGAUUGUUCUCGCUGCCUUUAAAGCACUUUCAUUAAUAGUUCAACUUUUGGAUCACUAA
This is a messenger RNA of Xyrichtys novacula (pearly razorfish), 3696 nucleotides long. NCBI's taxonomy places the organism in Eukaryota, Metazoa, Chordata, Actinopteri, Labriformes, Labridae. The record is from the annotation of a GenBank genome assembly.